AUGGCGCGCGAGGUCCAGCGACGACGGCGCGCGCGCUGGCGCGCGGUGCUCGCGUUUGUCGCGACGUGCGGUGGGAUCGAGCGCGCGGGAGCGCUCGGACCGAGGGAAAUAGCGGUGACGCGCGUUGGGGAAUCGUUUCGGUUAGGGUUCGGGUCGUGUAAUCGACAAACGCAUGACAUGUCGCUGUGGGAGGACGUGGCGAACGAGGCGUACGACGCGUUCGCGUGGAUCGGGGACGCGGUGUACGCCGACGCGCGAACGGGAAGAAUGCCGAACGGGAAGAAAGGAAGGGUAUACCUGGGGGAGAAGGCACACGCGGAGGCGUUUGAGUUUGUGAAGCGACAUCCGGCGUACGCGCGGGUUCGGGCGACGGCGCACGUGACGGGGACGUGGGACGAUCACGAUUACGGAUUCAAUAACGCAGGCAAGCACUGGCCACACAAGGAAUUCGCCAGGAAUGCAUUUUUGGACUUUUUGGACGAGCCUCCGGAGAGCGAGCGACGCAAGCGCGAGGGUGGGGUGUACGACUCGGUGGAUUACGUGCACGCCGGACGCAGGUUGCGGCUCAUUCUGCUCGACCUUCGUUGGGACCUGGAGGAGGCCGAUGAGUCGAGUGAGGGACGAAUGAUGAGUGAGCAACAAUGGGAGUGGCUCGAUGAACAGCUCGCGGCGGAACCAAAGCCCGCUUUCACCAUCUUGGCGAGUGGAAUCCAAGUAUUGGAGGCGCCGCACCUGAUGCUUCGGCCGCUCGCUCCAUACGUCCAGCCCGCGCGUCUUGUCGCUGAGGGCUUAGAGAGCUGGAGUAGGAUGCAUCGUGAUCAGACGCGUCUGUUCGACGCCAUCAAGCGUGCGAACGCAAAGGUGAUAUUCAUAUCGGGCGACGUCCAUCACGGUCAAAUUGCUGUCAGCGCUCCUGGUUGUCAUCUGCCCUACAAGACCAUCGACGUCACGUCUAGUGGGUUCACGCAUACACCCUUCAGGGAGGCAAAACCUCGAGUACUAGCAGCAUUAUUAGUGUGGGCGACACCUAAAUAUUUCGGAUCUUGGAUUUUGCCAUCGUUCACGCGCUGGACGGACAUCAACUAUGGAGAGAUAGAGGUUGACUGGACGCGAGGCGUAAUUUUUACUAGGGUCAAGAGCACGGGCGGUAAAACAGUGCUCCAAGAGACGAUGUCAUUCAGGGAAUUCGAGUUGAAUGUGCCAGAUCUCGGGUUCGAUAGAACUGGUUGCAACGAGACGCUGGAGUUGAGCCCGAAUAUGCGAGCAGUUCGCAUCGUGCUCUUCUUCGCUUGGCUCGCAUGUGUGUACGCGCUUAAGCUCCUCAUCCCAGUCUGCGUCCUCGCAUGGCUCACGCGCAAACUAUCCAGGCGAACGCGCGUGAAGGCCGACUAA
Molecule: messenger RNA, 1392 nt
Organism: Ostreococcus tauri
Lineage: Eukaryota; Viridiplantae; Chlorophyta; Mamiellophyceae; Mamiellales; Bathycoccaceae
Product: Alkaline phosphatase D-related
Exons: 2
Coding region: 1-1392 (463 amino acids)
Source: RefSeq, a predicted model, not a curated record